GAAGUCCGAACUUGACUGUCAAGUGUCAACAAAAUGAGGCGAGGUUUAUUCGUUGUUUACUAAAUUCACGUGCAAACAUUAUUUAUAUUUUGUAAAUUCCCAAGAAGAUUCGUGACAAUGCCUGGUCCAGAUUUAUUGUCAAGUCAAGGGUUGCGACUAGACGGACGUAGACCAAACGAACUUCGUAGAAUUCGAUGUAAAUUAGGUGUUUUUACACAACCCGACGGGAGUGCUUAUUUGGAACAGGGAAAUACAAAAGUUUUGGCCGCUGUGUAUGGGCCGCAUCAAGCAUCAAAAUCAAAACAGUUAACUGAAGGAGUGGUUGUUAAUUGUCAGUACAGUAUGGCCACAUUCUCCACAGGUGAAAGAAAGAACAGGCCGCGAGGCGAUCGCAAGUCGCAAGAGAUGUCGUUACAUCUGCGUCAGGCGCUUGCAGCCGCCAUCAAGACGGAGCUGUAUCCUCGGUCUCAGAUUGACAUUUAUGUUGAAGUGUUGCAGGCAGACGGCAGCGCUUACUGCGCAUGCGUGAACGUGGCAACUCUAGCUUUGAUAGACGCGGGCAUACCACUGCGAGCUUAUGCGUGCGCCUGUUCCUCCUCCAUGGCGUGGAAAGGCGGCGAACCCGAGCCCCUGGUGGACGUGAGCCAUGUAGAGGAGGCUGCAGGCGGCGUUUGUCUUACUGUGGCCAGCCUGCCAAGUACUGAAAGCAUAGCACUAUUGGAAAUGUCACAUCGUCUCCACAUGGAUUACUUUGACGUGGUGCUAAGCAGGGCCAUGCAAGGAUGCAGAGAUAUUGAGGUGAUAUUGGACAAAGCAGUGCGCGAACAUUUAGUAGAAGGAUGGACCAAACAAGAUGUGGUUACUAUAUGAAAUAAAGGUCUUUUAAUAUAA
This is a messenger RNA of Manduca sexta (tobacco hornworm), 891 nucleotides long. It is a transcript of the gene Ski6, whose product is annotated as exosome complex component RRP41. The transcript has 6 exons. The record is from RefSeq and is a predicted model, not a curated record. Bases 118 to 870 code for a protein of 250 amino acids. Gene Ontology annotation, biological process: poly(A)-dependent snoRNA 3'-end processing; nuclear mRNA surveillance; U4 snRNA 3'-end processing. Gene Ontology annotation, cellular component: cytoplasmic exosome (RNase complex); nucleolus; nuclear exosome (RNase complex). Lineage: Eukaryota; Metazoa; Arthropoda; Insecta; Lepidoptera; Sphingidae.